AUGCUGCCAACAGGUGCUGGCCCAUCGACACGCUCCGGCAAGGCCCCGUCUGCGGAUGCAUUGCUGAGGAAGAGGCUGGAGUCACUGGGAAGUGUGUCUCGAGCCAAACCCAUCACCGUGUUGUCACCACCGAAGCCGCCAAAGGCUUCAACUGACGCCACGGUGACGGGGGAGACCAGCUCGCUUCUGCCUGCUGAGAAAAAGCUGCCGCCUCCAUCUCGGAAGAGGAAGCUUGCAGUGGAGUUCCCUGACGACUAUGGGUCGGCAGAUGCGCCACGGGUUCAGCUUUGGCCUGAAGUCGACCGCCUCUGGAUGCCGUCAAGCCGGGGGCGCCAGGAAUCUUUGUCCCUAGUAGCUGCAACUGUCGAGAGCGUCUCGGAUGCAUGGAGGGCCCUGCAAUCUGCUCUAGCCACACGUCAUCAUGUCAUCAUGUUAGAAGAUCAAAUAGUAAAACUGAAAAAUGACAUGAAGAAGGCAAAACAGGAAGCUGGUCGUCUUGGCGGUGUGGCGAAGGAGGCGAUGGCAAGAGCUGAGGCGCUGCAGGUGAGUCAAGAGAAGGGGGCUGCUAAGGUGGCACAGUUGAACGCCGAGAAGGAGACGCUGGUUGCUGAGGUCGACGAGCUGAAGACGUCUCUCUCCAAAGUCAGGGCGAGGAUUUACGAGUGUGCUGGUUACUACACUUGGAAAAUGAAGGCCGAGAUGAUGGAGGAGUUCAAGGCGGGCAAACAUGUGAACUGGACUCCUGACGAAGACAUUGCUCAGUUCAACACUGCAUUCCCCGAGGACUAUAUCCCCCUGGUGCCGUUAGCGAUGAAGAAGACGUUGAGGAGGGUGCAACUGCAACCAGCCCCAAUGUCGAGACGAUGGCGACACCAGGCGAUGACGAACAAGGGGAGAAUGCAGGCCCAGCAGACCAUCAGGAGUAGUUCUGUCCCCCCCCCCCCCCCCUCAAAAAAUUUAAAAUUUUAAUGUUGUUUUUGUGAAACAAUGGCUUGUUUUAAACAAUAUUUUGUGUGUUCGGCCUUUGGGAAGGUCGAAAAGAUAUUUGUGGCUGUGUUUCGCCUUGAA
Molecule: messenger RNA, 1068 nt
Organism: Spinacia oleracea (spinach)
Lineage: Eukaryota; Viridiplantae; Streptophyta; Magnoliopsida; Caryophyllales; Amaranthaceae
Exons: 2
Coding region: 1-969 (322 amino acids)
Source: RefSeq, a predicted model, not a curated record